Molecule: messenger RNA, 1186 nt
Organism: Triticum aestivum (bread wheat)
Lineage: Eukaryota; Viridiplantae; Streptophyta; Magnoliopsida; Poales; Poaceae
Exons: 2
Coding region: 63-551 (162 amino acids)
Source: RefSeq, a predicted model, not a curated record
UCUGAAGUAAUCAUUGCGAAGCCCAUACCCUCGUCACGUCAACCAAAUCCAAUCAACCAAAGAUGGGCCUCAGCCCCUCAAAGCGCGUGGACGCGGCGCUCCGGCGGGCGCCGGCGUUCGCCGCCGCCUGCGACGCCGCCUUCGACCGCUGCCUCGCCGACGCCCAGCACGCCUUCUCCGGCGUCCGCCCCUACCAGCUCGCGGACGCGUCCGAGCACCUCCACUCGGCCCUGCGGGGCUCCCUCCCUAUCGUCCGCCGCUGGGUGCCCUCGCCGCCGCCGCGCGUGCGCGUAGACUCUGCGCUGCGCGCCUCUGGCUUGGAAGGCGCUGCCGAGCUCUCGCGGGAUCAGUUCGGGGAGUUCGCGGCCGAGCUGUUCAGGGAGGCCGUGCUCGCCGGCGCGGCAGAGGCGGCGCUCGUCCGUGCCCCGGCCGGCGCGGCCGGGAUCCUCGGGGUGGCCAUCGUGUCCCGCGCCGGCGCCGGGGCGGCUGGGAAGUUGGUCGCUGUCUACACCGCCGGCGUCGCCGCUGCUGUUUACCUCAGCUUGGGCUAGGCCUUUGUUAAGUUGUAAAUCAGCACAAUAAACUGCUUGUACUACUCCGAUGUAAUCUGAAGAGAUGUUUCUUGCGUAGUAUGGUCAGUAUAAAUACAAGAGAGAUUAGCAACAACAGGAGUGCCUAGGCUUGAAGGGAGGUGAUCAAGGUUUCAAGUAGGGUUUGGUUUUCAGGUUUAGCCCUAUACUUCAGAAUCUCCAGGCCGCCAGGAUCGCAACUUCUUUGAACAUGGCCUCAUGCCAGCUUCUAGUCGCCAUGGCCAUCACUCCUGCAUACCUCUGGAGGUGUCCCAAUGAAUAUUCAAGAUCCCCCAGCAUGAAGCACUGAGCUCACAUUCGGAGAAUAAGUGAGUGUUAGUUUCAACAGGUUAGUUGGAGCAUAGCAAGCAUGAGUGAUCAUCACCAAUGUUGAAGUGCCUCCUGCAGAGAAGAUCCCUUGUUUUAACUCCAUCCAUGAACAUCAACCAGGCAAAAACCUUGUGCUUCAUCGUACACUUGGAUUUCGAGAUGGCAGGGACGUGUGUUGGAGGGUUUGGAUUUCUGAAGAAAAAUUUGUUGGAUUUGUUUGGCAUCCCGCCAACAGAUAAUCCGUUCAUCAGCCCUUAGAGGAUAAAGCGAGAUAUUGCUUAGCUUUU